AUGGCAAUGCGGCAAACGAGGAACCUUUCACCCCGAUGGUUUUGGCUCAACCUCCAUUCGCUCAACCUCCGUCCGCUCAAUCUCCGUGUGCUGAACCACUAUCUGCCCAACCUCCAUCCGCUCAUCAUUCGUCCGUUCAACUCUUGCCCACCCAACUUCCACCUGCUCAACUUUCGCCCGAUCUACUUCCUUCUGCUCAACCUCCAUCCGCUCAAGUCACACCCACUACCUACUUCUUCCCAACCCCCCGCUGCCCAACCCCCCUCUUCUAAACAACUUUUUGUUGCACGAGCUACCAUUCACCCAUACGAGUUCCUGCCAGAAGCUCUGUGGGGGUGUUCAGACGACAUAAUGGGGCUCACCCGUGCUUUGGAUCGAGAUAUCUUUGUUUUCGCGGAACCAGAUCAUAGCGUGAGCUUUGACAAGUACACGUUUGAUGGACAUGACCUCCAGCGCAUUUUGCUUCCGAUCGACUAA
Aphanomyces astaci is the source of this 477-nucleotide messenger RNA. RefSeq lists its product as hypothetical. Lineage: Eukaryota; Oomycota; Saprolegniomycetes; Saprolegniales; Verrucalvaceae. The coding region runs from base 1 to 477 and encodes 158 amino acids. The record is from RefSeq and is a predicted model, not a curated record. The transcript has 2 exons.